AUGGGGCCCCUGAAAGGCCACUUUUGGAGGGGAACAAAAGAGAACUUUCAAAGACUAGCCCAUCGAUUGGGCCUUAGACAACUACACUCAUCGACAAAUCACCCUCCCAAAAAGGAUUGUUGCGGUGACACGGCGCUCAAUGACAUCUCUUCCAGUUCUGAGGAGUCGAGAACUCUAGAGCUUCAGAGUGUAUCUCACAUCCUACGUGGUGUAGAACCAACCAACCUCUACGAUCCAAGACUUCACUUUGGGGUCAGGGGGCAUUCCAGUCCAGUUUUCAACGAAUCAGUCGGUCAGCCUCUUCCUCGGCUCGAAUAUCGGGCGUCAAAACAAGCGAGAACGAGUGCUACGCUAUCAACUUCAGCGUGCUCAGAGAUUCGCCCCCAAUCAUAG
Hydatigera taeniaeformis is the source of this 393-nucleotide messenger RNA. Lineage: Eukaryota; Metazoa; Platyhelminthes; Cestoda; Cyclophyllidea; Taeniidae. The record is from the annotation of a GenBank genome assembly.